This is a messenger RNA of Gongylonema pulchrum, 432 nucleotides long. The record is from the annotation of a GenBank genome assembly. NCBI's taxonomy places the organism in Eukaryota, Metazoa, Nematoda, Chromadorea, Rhabditida, Gongylonematidae.
GGAUCGAUGAGGCACAACUACCAGGUGGCACCAGGCGUGAUGCGCUUCUCGGCUGCACGCAUGUACGCCAAUCGUGGAGCGUAUGCGAAGAAGCCGUUCCCGAGAAUCAAGAAGAAGAUCGAGCGUAAGCCGAGAUUCAUUGUGAAACCGGUCGGAGGCGACAAAAAUGGCCAAGAGCGUAAAGUGUACUUCAACAAAGGGGUAUGUGCACUCGUUUGGCGCAAAACCUCGCCAAAAUAUCUGAGAAAUGGUAGUGUACGUAAACGAGCAAGAAGGCCGGCAAAAAAGGUGCCACUGCGGUCAUCGAUUACUCCGGGCACGGUACUGAUCAUACUUGCUGGACGUCACAAGGGCAAACGCGUUAUCUUCUUGAAGCAGCUAAAAAAGACCGGAUUGCUGCUUGUCACAGAUCAUCCCUAUCGAAAGCUAUAG